Messenger RNA from Nematostella vectensis (starlet sea anemone), 1342 nucleotides. Its product is annotated as 26S proteasome regulatory subunit 10B. Gene Ontology annotation, biological process: positive regulation of RNA polymerase II transcription preinitiation complex assembly. The record is from RefSeq and is a predicted model, not a curated record. The transcript is spliced from 16 exons. Lineage: Eukaryota; Metazoa; Cnidaria; Anthozoa; Actiniaria; Edwardsiidae. Gene Ontology annotation, molecular function: ATP hydrolysis activity; ATP binding; proteasome-activating activity. Bases 4 to 1233 code for a protein of 409 amino acids. Gene Ontology annotation, cellular component: cytosolic proteasome complex; proteasome regulatory particle, base subcomplex.
ACUAUGGGUAUUUGCGUCUGGCAAAGGCUCCUGGGAACAUGCUUAGUCAUUUUCAAGAUGGCGGCCGAUUCAGCGAGAGAAAAAGCUUUACUCGAAUACAAAAAAAAGCUCUUAGAGCAUCGUGAGCUUGAUGCAAGGCUCAAAGAAAUGAGAGAGCAACUCAAGGAUUUCACCAAGGAAUAUGAUAAAUCUGAGAACGACUUGAAAGCACUACAGAGUGUUGGACAGAUUGUUGGGGAAGUUCUAAAACAGCUAACAGAAGAGAAAUUCAUUGUGAAGGCCACCAAUGGACCACGCUAUGUGGUUGGCUGUCGGCGUCAGGUGGAUAAAGCCAAGCUUAAACAAGGAACAAGAGUUGCUCUUGACAUGACAACACUCACAAUCAUGAGAUACUUGCCAAGAGAAGUUGACCCCCUGGUGUACAACAUGUCCCAUGAAGAUCCUGGAAACAUCUCAUAUUCUGAUGUUGGUGGACUCAGUGAACAGAUCAGGGAGUUAAGGGAGGUGAUUGAGCUUCCUCUGACAAACCCGGAGUUGUUCCAGCGUGUGGGAAUAGCCCCGCCCAAAGGCUGUCUCCUCUUUGGACCACCAGGGACGGGCAAAACACUCCUUGCUAGAGCAGUGGCAAGCCAGCUCGAUGCAAACUUCUUAAAGGUGGUGUCUAGCGCAAUUGUAGACAAAUACAUUGGAGAAAGCGCAAGAUUAAUAAGAGAAAUGUUUGGGUACGCAAGAGACCAUGAACCUUGUAUAAUAUUUAUGGAUGAGAUUGAUGCCAUUGGUGGCAGGAGGUUUUCCGAGGGGACAUCGGCUGACAGAGAAAUCCAAAGAACACUCAUGGAGUUGUUGAAUCAAAUGGAUGGGUUUGAUGUCCUCGGCCAGGUCAAAAUGAUUAUGGCAACAAAUCGACCGGAUACAUUAGAUCCUGCGUUACUGAGACCAGGCCGACUUGACAGAAAGAUAGAAAUUGCUCUUCCAAAUGAACAAGCUCGUAUGGACAUUCUCAAAAUCCACUCUUCGAGAAUCACCAAGCAUGGAGAAAUCGAUUACGAGGCUGUCGUCAAACUGUCUGAUGGAUUCAACGGGGCGGAUCUGAGGAACGUGUGCACGGAAGCAGGCAUGUUCGCAAUUCGCGGUGAGCGCGAUUACGUAAUCGAGGAAGACUUCAUGAAGGCCGUCCGUAAAGUCUCCGACAACAAGAAGCUUGAGUCAAAACUGGACUACAAACCAAUUUAAACUAGUUUGGGUGGAUUGCUGAGCUGAGGCGUGUAGGGGUGAUAGACUGAAGGGAUGCCAAGUCCCAUCUUGUGAGCAGUGAUGUUGGAAAUAAAGUGCACUCAUUAAA